AUGCGAGACCUUCGACGACGUGCUCUCGAGAGCAACAAGACCGUCUCCCGGAAGGCUCAGAGCCGUGGAGUGUCGAAUCCCAGCUCGAGGACGCCGUCUGCUCACAGUUCUCGCCAGUCUUCGAGAAACGUUAGUCGACACCCUUCAGACGACGAGGAUGAUGACGAUGAUACUCGUAGCGAAGGCACCGCUUGGAGCAAUGUAUCCGAGGAGCUCGGUGCCCCGGAAGGAGAGCAAGAUGCGGAAGGAAGCCGAGCACCUUUGCAUGAUGUGAUCGACGAGCUUAUCGACCGGAAACGCAGCUCCGUUCAGGGACGAGAGGACUACCUUAACUCCUUCGUCCGGCAGUUAACUGCCCAUUACCAGGAGGAAGAACUCGGGGAGAAGAUGGACGAGCUACUCAAAGUAUUCGCCAAAAGCAUCAGAUCCGAACCGAGCGAGAAGGAGGCGAUUCUAGCCCUCAGAGCAACAUCAUUAAUGGCGGUGACCAUGAUGGACGACACAAUCUACCCAGCCAUGAACUCAGUUCUCAAGCGAGCCAUCAUGGACUCUUCUUCUUUUGCCGUCAAGGCCGCGGCUAUCCGAGCCCUGAGUGCAUGUGCCGUCUUUGGCGGGGCCGGUGACGAUAGCAUCCUCGAGCAGAUGACUUUCUUCCUGGAAAUAGCCGGGUCUGACGGUGCCUACGUCGAAGCCGCCGAUGAUUCCGAUACCGUUACCGCAGCUCUGGAGGAAUGGGGAUUCCUGGCCUCCCACAUCGAAGAUCUCGAAGUCGAGAGCGAGGAGGCCAUUGAGGCCUUUUCAGACCAGUUAGAUAGCAGUGAAACCAGCGUCCAGGUCGCAGCUGGUGAAAACAUUGCACUCCUCUACGAGAAGAGCUACACGCCAAAGGAGGAAGAUGAAUCAGAUGAAGAAGACAACUACAACAACGUUACCGAUGACGAGCACUCAUCCUCCCCGUCAGACGACGAAGACGAUAAUGGCGCCAAAUUAAUCAAACGCUACACUGCAUACCAUAACACGCACCGUAUCAUCAGGCAAGUGGAGUCGCUUGCCCAUAUUUCCGGUCGCCAUAUCAACAAGAAGGACAAACGAUCCCUUCACACCAACUUCACAUCCAUCCUCAACACGGUCAUUAACCCUCGUCGUGGUCCACAGUACAGCAACGCCAUUGACGCUGAGACCAACCACAACUACGGAAGUCGAAAGACCGUCAAGUUCCAUCGUAACAGCUACAUGCGCGUGGAUAGAUGGUGGAAGUGGAUUCGUCUCGCGGCGAUGCGAAGAAUUUUAGGAGGCGGGUUCGUGGACCACUAUUUCGAAGGAAAUCGAGCUAUCCUGGAGACUUUGCCGGUUACCCUAGGUGUCGGAAAUUCCGGGCCUGCAUUCAGCAGUGGAAAGUCCAAGUCCGGAAAGAGAGGCGGUGGAAGAGUCAAGGGAGCCGAUGUUCUCUCGUCGUCGCAUUGA
Molecule: messenger RNA, 1464 nt
Organism: Arthroderma uncinatum
Lineage: Eukaryota; Fungi; Ascomycota; Eurotiomycetes; Onygenales; Arthrodermataceae
Product: IFRD domain-containing protein
Exons: 2
Coding region: 1-1464 (487 amino acids)
Source: RefSeq, a predicted model, not a curated record